Messenger RNA from Magnusiomyces paraingens, 2268 nucleotides. RefSeq lists its product as uncharacterized. NCBI's taxonomy places the organism in Eukaryota, Fungi, Ascomycota, Dipodascomycetes, Dipodascales, Dipodascaceae. The record is from RefSeq and is a predicted model, not a curated record. The coding region runs from base 1 to 2268 and encodes 755 amino acids. The transcript has a single exon.
AUGUCACAUUUGGAUAUUCUCCCAACUGAGGUUCACUACCACAUUGCUUGGUACCUUAGCUCCACAGACAAAGCAGUUUUGGGAAAAACAGCCUCACGCCUUCGUCAAAUUUACUCUCCCUCUUCAUUCACAUGUGUUCUUGUCGAACUGGACUCGCCAACUGGCUCCUCGUAUAAAAACAGUCACCCAGCCUACCGCUCAGUCCCUGUAAAGGCUAUUCUUCAUCCAAACUCAUAUGCCUGGUUCUCUCCACUUAACGUCCAAAUCGUAGUCCUUUCAGGAGCCCCGGAUGUCGCUGUCCUCAAUGCACUUAAUGGUCUCACCCAACUCCCUAAGCUUAAGAAACUUAUUCUUGACAUCCCGGUGCGUGAUAGCAUCAAUCUUAAUGAAGCCCAAAUUGACACUCUUUUUGAAAAAACUUCAACUGCUUUCAAUACUCUUAUCUCUCAACCCCCAUUGCUGAUUGACUUGCGUGUGGGAGAUUACUCCCUAAUCAAAAACCUUUCUCCAAAAGCCCAUAUUAAUCACAUCUCUUUGCGUCUCUUGCGCCAGCCCGUAGAGUUCAUCUCGGUCCCACCGUUUGAAAAUCUCUCCAGUAUUCACCUCGACCUUGCUCGGCAUUCACCCCGCGAAAACUACCGUAGAGCCUUUAUUUCUCUUGCUGCUAUCCAGACCCUUAAAAAAGUGAUUGUCACAUACUAUGUUUGCGACUAUUACAAACUUCAGCCUUUGCUUCUGCUUCCUGCAACUCUGGAAAAGUGUCUGCUUCGCUUCAAUCUUCACCCCAAUGCUCUCCCACAAGCAUUGUACCCAAGUGAUAUGGAAGAAUUUGAAAUCCCCCAAGUCACUGAACUUGCUUACGAAACUGGUUCCUUUUCUACUAGUGCUCUCGGUUUCAUUCAAAAAUUGGUUUUCCCAAGACUCAAAGCACUUGAUGGAACUGUGGCUCCAUCAGCUUGGAAAGAGAUUUUUAAUCCAACCACUGGAAUCAACACGAAAUGGUUUGACCAACCUCUCAAUAUUACCAGUCUCAGACUGGGGAUUUACGACCAUUAUCUAGUGCCAGAAAUUAGUUUUCUUUUGAUUGCUUUGGGCCAGUUUAUUCAUCUGAAAACUUUGGAGAUUGAUAUAGAUCCAUUAAUAGAGACUGACACUGAAGAUACAUCACGGCCAAUUUUCGAAACUGUUUUUAAAUAUUUGCAAUCAAUUGAGCCAGAGAAUUUCCCCUUUAAAAACAAAAAAACAUUUGACACAUUUGACACAUUUGACAUUUUUCUAAAACCAUAUUCAGAAACUAAUCAACAAAAACUAAAGUUACUGUUAGAUUAUUCCACAAUCAUGCCCAGUGAGUAUGACCGUCUCAAAGCUGCAAUGGGUCCCAAAGAAACUCGAGUAAUCUCUCCAGAUAUUCUUCUCAAUCUAUUGAAUCUCCCUGAGAUGUCGGCAAUUAUUCCUCAUUUUGAUUUACCUUUGUUAUUUUAUCAUUUCCCUGGUGCAUGUCGGCUUAUCCCCUCUGAAACAAGUCAUACUAUAGAGAAUCUUAAACCCAUGGCAUCCAAGGGAAGUCACGAAAUAUUUUGGUCAGAAUGGUUUUAUUUUAAGUCCCAUUUAGUUCAGCUAUCAGAGCAAAGAACAAUGAUUAUUAGAAACUACCUUGAUUACCUUAUAUGUAAUGACACAGCAUUUAGCUCUAAAGUGCUAGCCAAUACGCCUCCUUGCGCAGUAAAAAACCUCUCAACAGACUGCUACAAUAAUAAUAAACAAUUUAAUGGGGCGGUAGUCCGAUUCCAGCAGCUCGCGCUCAAUGAGCUACUUAUGAAAACAAUUUAUGAAAAGCUGCGCAACCUCACGUCAUUGACUACCACGGGGUUCCCUGGCUUGGCUCAUGGUUCAUGGUUUGCAGCUUGUGCUCGCUCUCAUUCUUUUCUUGAAAAAGUUGUACUUUUGCCAUCUCCAGAAGAUGAGUUUUAUACUAAAACUCUUAAUGGCCCUGUUGCUCAGCAAUUUGCAAAUGUGACUGCUACAGGUGUGAAUACCACCCAGCCCAUGUCUUUUAAAGAACCUGACAUGUUUACAAAUAUCUCUAAUGCUGUUGUGGUUGACUUGAAAAUGUACCGCAACUCGUUGAAGCCAGUGUCUACUUUCCCAUACAAAUUGUGUGGACAAGUAACCGAAGGCACCUUGCCAAAAAUUCUGCGCGAUGGAGAACUCCAUUAUAUCGCACCUUCCAUUGUUAAAGACUAUCCAUCUUCUUAUCACUUUUGUUGA